AUGAUAUUGCCAAAGUCAUUGUUGUUGUUGUUGUUGCUAUCAUUGCUACUUCAACAACAACACUCAUUGGUUACUGCACACUUUGACACAUCAGAUGCUGAUCAAUGCUUGAUAUGUAUGACAGCACUGAAUAGCAUAAACAUCAACAAUGACAACAACAACAACAACAAUAAGUUGGAUCGUUCUGAACUCUUGGCUCAUAUGAUGGACAUUGGUUGUCCAACAUCCUCAUUUGGUGAUGAUCUAUCAGAUCAUACUACAUGCAGAAAGUUCAUUGACAUCUAUGGCCCACUACUCCUAAGUGUCAACGUACUCAAUGCCAAUCAUAUCAGUACACUUGACACAUGCAAGUUGGUUGGCGCAUGCAAGACCGGUCUGUACCAGGGUGACUUUAACUGUCCCAUAUGCCAAUAUGUAGUGGAUCAGAUGCAACCAUUGGUCAUUGCAAAGCAACCGUCACAGGUCAUCAUACAGACGGUGGAGAAUGAUUGUACAACACUAGGAGACAGAACAUUCAUACAAACAUGCCAAUCAAUCACUGUACAGUAUGGACAACAGUUGAUUGUAGAUAUUGAACAAUCAAUGAAAGCACCCGAGUGUUGCAUUCAAGUUGGUAUGUGUAACAACUCAACAUCAUCAGGUAGCACUGGCGCCACUGGUUCAUCAACAUCAUCUGGCGGUGUAUCAAGUGCUACAUCAGGUAUCACAUCUGGUACUGGAUUCACAUCAGCUGGAACAAGUGAUGGUGAUGUAACAUCAUCGUCGUCAACUACAAUACAAGCUCAAUGA
Molecule: messenger RNA, 789 nt
Organism: Acytostelium subglobosum LB1
Lineage: Eukaryota; Evosea; Eumycetozoa; Acytosteliales; Acytosteliaceae
Exons: 1
Coding region: 1-789 (262 amino acids)
Source: RefSeq, a predicted model, not a curated record